Molecule: messenger RNA, 279 nt
Organism: Paramecium pentaurelia
Lineage: Eukaryota; Ciliophora; Oligohymenophorea; Peniculida; Parameciidae
Source: the annotation of a GenBank genome assembly
AUGGGAUGCUCUGAAUCUACGCACUAUAAAUCAUCUCUUUAAAUGAGUCGAGAAUCUACUUUAGACACAUGCAGAAACUCUCCUGUCAAAACUAUCAUUAAAUUAGUUGAAGAUGAUAUAUUAAACUUUGAGGAUUUUGAUACUUCAGAAUUGGCUAUUGAAUAAACUACUUUUCACUUUUAUGAUUCUCUUUUGAAAAGAAUUGUUACGGUUCCUAAACUAAAGUCAAUUAAAACUUCAACUAUUCUCAAAAGAAGAAAGAAUAAUUAGAAAUACUGA